This is a messenger RNA of Chanos chanos (milkfish), 1011 nucleotides long. RefSeq names its product neuronal differentiation 6b (gene neurod6b). The record is from RefSeq and is a predicted model, not a curated record. NCBI's taxonomy places the organism in Eukaryota, Metazoa, Chordata, Actinopteri, Gonorynchiformes, Chanidae. The transcript has a single exon. Gene Ontology annotation, molecular function: DNA-binding transcription factor activity, RNA polymerase II-specific; protein dimerization activity; E-box binding. Gene Ontology annotation, cellular component: nucleus. Gene Ontology annotation, biological process: positive regulation of transcription by RNA polymerase II; sensory organ development; axon development. The coding region runs from base 1 to 1011 and encodes 336 amino acids.
AUGUUGACCAUACCAUUUGAGGAGCCUGACAUGAUGUGCGAACCCCAGUUUGGUGCCAGUUUUCCCCGUGAGAGCGUCAACGAAAGCAUGAAACAAGACCGAUUCAUGCGAAGACUUGAAAACACUUCAAACCCAGAUCUAAAAGAAACGGAGGAUGAAAUUUCAGAAAAGGAGGAGGAAGACAAGGAGGAAGAACACGAUGAGAACGUAAUGUCAAAAAGGCGAGGGCAACGCAAAAAGAAAACAUCAGAUGGUCAAAAUGACAGGGUGAAACUGCGACGUAUGGAAGCCAACGCACGUGAGCGGAGCCGCAUGCAUGGGCUUAACGAUGCACUAGAGAGCUUGCGAAAGGUCGUGCCUUGCUAUUCCAAAACGCAGAAGCUGUCCAAAAUAGAGACUCUGAGGCUGGCGAAAAAUUACAUCUGGGCCCUUUCAGAAACCCUGAGCGCCGGCAAAAGACCCGAUCUUCUCGCCUUUGUACAGACUCUCUGUAAAGGAUUAUCUCAGCCGACGACCAAUUUAGUGGCAGGUUGCCUACAGCUCAAUGCUCGAAAUUUCCUUACUGACCACAAUGGGGAGGUCUCUUUCGCUGGCAGGCCUUCCUAUGACACUCUUUAUCCAUACGCGAGCUCUGAGAUGGGCACGCCCCCUGGCCACAUCAGUAGUACCAUGGACAGUGCCAAACCUUUCCGACCCUUCAACUACUGCAGUGCUUACGAAUCAUUCUUUGAAAGUCCGUCUCCCGAAGGUGGCAGUCCACGCUUUGACGGGCCGCUUAGUCCCCCUAUGAACUUUAACGGGAUAUUCUCUGUUAAAAAACACGAUGAACCAGCUGAGUAUGGUAAGAACUUUCACUACGGCAUGAGGUACUGCGGUGUGCCUGCAAGAAGCUCUCUUGGCCACAAUUCAAUGUAUAGAGUCUCCCCCGAUAGUCAUUUCCCGUAUGACUUGCAUCUUCGCAGCCAGUCCUUCCAAACGCAGGACGAAUUAAAUACGACUUUUCAUAAUUAA